AGGGUAACAUACAUCUGCAUAAUUUCCGUAAGAUUGGUUGAAAGGAAAAAAAAAGCUACCUCAGUCCUUGUUUAAAUAUUGCUGCCUGCCGAGGAUUUUGGUUAUUAAUUUUCUCUCAGGUUGAGGAGACAAGGACUGAGAAAAAUUAUUUGGAUUUGAGCGUCUGGAAGAUCUAUGUGAUUCCUACUGUGCAUUAACUAGUUGGACCUUAACGUUGGAGGGACAUGCAUUAAAGAAAGCCAGUAAAAUCAGAGAAUGGGGUCUUCUGGUAAAUCUCAUACUUUGGUUUGUAAGAAAACUUGUAUACACGGAAGUUUACCAAUUUUCCGGAAUCAGAAAAUAAUAAAAUACACAUAACGUUAACCAAUUUGGAAUCCUACCCCUACCUUCCUUUCCCCUCUCUAUCCAGUGAGUUAGCUUCUCAUACCAGCUCUCGAUUUACCCGAGCAAACACUGUUUAUACCGAAGGCCCUGGCAACGCUUCUGCCUCACCCCCAGUUCCGGCCGGGCUCCCCAGCUCCAGGAGCCCCAAACACAGGUUCCAGAGGCCAGCACGGAAAGCACAGCCGGACUCUCGAAGGCGUGGGAACCGGAGCGGGGCGCUCCUCCUCCCAGGUGGGGCGGAGCCGGGCCUCGCUGGGCAAGUGCGUGAGGCCGCGCCGGGCGCUCAGUCGCGGCGGGCGUUGGUGCGCGGGGCUAGGGGCGCGCUCGCACCGCUCUGAGGCUGAGCCCGGCCAGGGUCCGCGCGCGGAGCCACGUCGGAGCGCGCCGUCCCGACCCACCCAGGCGCUUUGCCCCGCUCCGACGUUCUCGCCAGUGGCCUAACCUGCUUGACUCGCCGCAACUCCCGGCGGCAGCAGGUGGCCUCGGACUCGCCGCCGUCACCGCUGCCCGAGCGGGCCGCGCGGCCCGGAGCCCUCUCGGUCGCCCCCGACAGGCGGGAUGGAGCCGGACGGGGACCUGGAGGAGCUGGCCCGGCUGCGCUCCGUCUUCGCCGCCUGCGACGCGAACCGCUCGGGGCGCCUGGAGCGCGAGGAGUUCAGCGCGCUGUGCGCGGAGCUGCGCGUGCGGCCGGCCGACGCCGAGGCCGUGUUCCAGCGGCUUGACGCCGACCGCGACGGCUCCAUCACCUUCCAGGAGUUCGCGCGCGGCUUCCGCGGGGCCCACCGCGGGAGACGGCGCUGGGGCCGGGGGCCGCGGGAGCCCGCGUUCACUGCGGCCCUGGUGGGGUCCGACCCCGGGGACAGCCAGGAGGACGAGGGCGACGAGGACGCGGCGGCGGCACUGGCCGCCCACUGGGACUCGGCGAGCCCGGGCCAGGCUUGGCAGGACUUCCAGGCGCGACUCGGGGACGAGGUCAAGUUCAUCCCCAGAAAAGAGCAAGUUAGUACCUUGUAUCAAAACAUCAACCUCGUGGAGCCAAGACUAAUUCAGCCAUAUGAACAUGUUAUAAAGAACUUCAUCCGUGAGAUCAAACUUCAAAGCACAGAAAUGGAAAACCUGGCCAUUGCAGUGAAGAGAGCCCAGGACAAGGCAGCCAUGCAGUUGAGUGAAUUGGAAGAGGAAAUGGAUCAGAGGAUUCAGGCUGCAGAACACAAGACACGGAAAGACGAAAAACGCAAAGCUGAAGAAGCCCUCAGUGACCUCAGGCGUCAGUAUGAAACAGAAGUGGGAGAUCUACAGGUGACAAUAAAGAAACUCAAAAAGCUAGAAGAACAAUCAAAACACAUAAGUCAAAAGGAAGAUGUAGCUGCAUUAAAAAAACAAAUUUAUGACUUAUCAAUGGAAAAUCAGAAAGUUAAGAAAGAUCUUUUAGAAGCACAGACAAACAUAGCCUUUCUUCAGAGUGAAUUAGAUUCUUUGAAAAGUGAUUAUGCUGAUCAGAGUCUGAAUUCUGAAAGGGAUCUGGAAAUAAUCCGAGAGUACACAGAAGAUCGAAAUAGUCUUGAGAGGCAAAUUGAAAUACUCCAAACAGCUAACAGGAAACUGCAUGACAGUAACGAUGGCCUAAGGAGUGCCCUUGAAAACAGUUACAGCAAGUUCAACAGAUCCUUGCGCAUAAAUAAUAUAUCACCAGGGAAUACAAUUUCCAGAAGCAGUCCUAAAUUUAAUGCUCAUUCUCCUCAACCUCUGGGCUAUGACAGGUCAUCCCGCUCUUCCUACAUGGAUGAGGACUGUGACUCUCUGGCCCUCUGUGAUCCCAUGCAGAGGAUAAACUGUGACAUUGACAGCCUGCCUGAGAGCUGCUUCGACAGCGGCUUGUCUACCCUGAGAGAUUUCAAUGAGUAUGACUCGGAGGUGGAGUACAAGCACCAGAGGGGAUUCCAGAGGUCACACGGCACACAGGAGAGCUCUGGGGGUGAUGCUUCAGACACAGACGUUCCUGAUAUCAGGGAUGAAGAGACGUAUGGCUCAGAAGGCGUGGCUUCCAUCCUGGACUGGAAGCCGCAGGAGUCUGCUAGUGAAGGCAGUGUCAUCAGCUCCUUGAGGAAGCCCAUCUCAGCACUUGCACCACAGACAGACAUGGUGGAUGAUAACCAUAACUCUUCCAGCUCACAGAAGGCUUACAAGAUUGUGCUGGCUGGGGACGCUGCAGUAGGAAAGUCAAGUUUGCUCAUGAGACUUUGCAAGAAUGAAUUUCGAGGAAACACAAGUGCCACCCUGGGAGUUGAUUUUCAAAUGAAAACUCUCAUUGUAGACGGAGAGCGAACAGUACUGCAGCUCUGGGAUACCGCUGGCCAGGAGAGAUUCAGAAGUAUUGCCAAGUCCUAUUUCAGAAGAGCAGAUGGUGUUUUGCUGCUGUAUGACGUUACGUGUGAGAAAAGCUUUCUUAAUGUACGAGAAUGGGUAGAUAUGAUUGAGGAUGCAGCCCAUAACAGCAUUCCUAUCAUGUUGGUAGGAAACAAGGCUGAUCUUCGUGAUGCUGCUGAAGCGGAAGGACAAAAAUGUGUCCCAGGGUACUUUGGAGAAAAACUGGCCAUGACCUAUGGGGCAUUAUUUUGUGAAACAAGCGCCAAAGAUGGUUCGAAUAUAGUGGAAGCUGUUCUCCACCUUACUCGGGAAGUGAAAAAAAGAACUGAUGAGCAUGACAGCAAAUCCAUUACCAAUCUGAGUGGGACCAGUUCCAAAAAGUCAACCCAGAUGAAGAAUUGUUGCAAUGGUUAAAUCCAAAAGAUCCUUGGCCCACGAAGCCUUCAUUCCCAGAGUACUGAAUGUCCGUGACUUAUCUGCUUCCUACAUGGAGUGGUACGUCCUACAGGCCCUGUCGUAUGGAGAGUUACAGUGUGGGAAAUCUGAACUGUGCUCUCAGGUCCCUCCAGAACCUCGGCUCUUUUUUGCUAUGUUUCAAUGAGUGAUUUGGGCCCCCUGGUUAAAUAUACCUGUCUUAUCCUUACAAAGUCUUAAUAGAUAGUGUGUAAAUGUUUUUAAAGGGGU
Molecule: messenger RNA, 3435 nt
Organism: Aethalodelphis obliquidens (Pacific white-sided dolphin)
Lineage: Eukaryota; Metazoa; Chordata; Mammalia; Artiodactyla; Delphinidae
Gene: RASEF
Product: RAS and EF-hand domain containing
Exons: 17
Coding region: 943-3165 (740 amino acids)
Molecular function (GO): GTP binding; GTPase activity; calcium ion binding
Source: RefSeq, a predicted model, not a curated record